AUGCAGCACAACACAGCUAUCCAAGAAGCUUGGUCGGAACCAGCGCAGUCACAACAAGACGAGUCCAAUAUCUCACCAGCACUUUUGAUGCAACAACGCAUUGUCCAAGCAGCUUCGUUGAACCAACAAGGAGCAUCUUGCCUAAUCGCUGGCAGCAUUGAAGAAGCAUCCAAAUUGUUUGCCGGAGCUCUUCAGCUUGUGCAUUUCGAGCUUCCUGUCUGCCCCCACAAAGACUUCCCAGUUCCGACGAUUUCUCCUUACACCGACCGAACGCGCCAAGUUGACGACAGCAGGGGCUUUGUGUACUCUAAGCCUCUCUUUUUCAAUCCUCAAGCCAUCAUCACCGACGAAGAUAUCCUGUCGUAUGUGGCUGUGAUCGCAUUCAACUUGGGUCUUUCAUAUCAGCUCGAAGGGCACGCCCAUGGUGAUGGAGGCAAAUUCCUGGAGAUAAGCAAGAGUUUGUACCAAAUUACAUUGAACCUUCUCAAUCAACAGCUGAGGUACGACUGCUCCAAUGUCAUCAUCGCAUCAUUGAACAAUCUAGCCUGCGCUAAUGCGGAGCUAAACAUGUUCGAGGAAGCACAUCAGAUGUUACUCCUGAUGGCAGUUAUGAUCAAAGAAGAAAGAGUCAGAACCGACACAAUUCACGCCGACGAUUUUAGUGAUGUUGUUCUCAACAUCCGCCUACUGACAAUGCCAGCACAUGCAGCAAAAGCUUAA
This is a messenger RNA of Seminavis robusta, 720 nucleotides long. Lineage: Eukaryota; Bacillariophyta; Bacillariophyceae; Naviculales; Naviculaceae. The record is from the annotation of a GenBank genome assembly.